AUGCAGUCCUUCGUCUUCGCCUCUGUUCUUGCUCUCCUUGCCAGCUCAGCCAUCGCUGCACCAACCUCAUGCAAGGCACCCGCUACACCAUCCAGCGAGAAAACCAUCUACCAGAUCAAAGACUUUUACGAGCGCAAGCCCGACGGCAAGGACAUCACCGCUCUUGGGUUCAACAUCGCUGCUACCAAUGGCGGUACCCUAGACUUCACCUGCGUGCCUUACGACCCAGUCACCAAAGCGGCUGCGGCCAACUUCGAAGAUGGCCAUGUCUACACGUGCGGCGCCAACUCCUUGUUCUCCUUUUCUUACUCUGAAAAGGAUGACGCCAACAAGGGCAAGCUCUUCUUGUGGCAGGGAGCCAGUCCCGCCGAUACCAUCCAGGGAAGCACUAUGAUCCCUACUCCAUACUGCCAUGCCGGUGGUGCUGGUCCCAACGACCUCGCAUGUGUUGUGCCUGCCGCCGUGGGUGAGAUCAAGAUUGAGAUGGCCAAGCCAUAG
Messenger RNA from Ramularia collo-cygni, 498 nucleotides. RefSeq lists its product as uncharacterized. The transcript has a single exon. Bases 1 to 498 code for a protein of 165 amino acids. Lineage: Eukaryota; Fungi; Ascomycota; Dothideomycetes; Mycosphaerellales; Mycosphaerellaceae. The record is from RefSeq and is a predicted model, not a curated record.